Onychomys torridus (southern grasshopper mouse) is the source of this 1813-nucleotide messenger RNA. RefSeq names its product cyclin dependent kinase 20 (gene Cdk20). The transcript is spliced from 10 exons. Gene Ontology annotation, molecular function: cyclin-dependent protein serine/threonine kinase activity; ATP binding. The record is from RefSeq and is a predicted model, not a curated record. Lineage: Eukaryota; Metazoa; Chordata; Mammalia; Rodentia; Cricetidae. Bases 206 to 1441 code for a protein of 411 amino acids. Gene Ontology annotation, biological process: protein phosphorylation. Gene Ontology annotation, cellular component: nucleus.
UUGUAGUUAGAUCUUUCGGUGACUGCCUAAGGCUUGGAAAAGUGCUGCCUAGCGGGGAUGCAAAUUCCUGACUGAGCUCAGCGUGGGUCUUUCCGGUCACGUGCUGUGCCGAGCAGCUGCUAGACACGUUAUUGCUAGGCAACGCUUGCACGCUCUGUCCUGCGGUGGAUCCCCGGAGUGGAGGUUCUGGGCGCCGCUGGCUGACAUGGACCAGUACUGCAUCCUCGGUCGCAUCGGGGAGGGCGCCCACGGCAUCGUCUUCAAAGCCAAGCAUGUAGAGACUGGAGAGAUCGUUGCCCUCAAGAAGGUGGCCUUGCGGAGGCUGGAAGAUGGCAUUCCUAACCAGGCCCUAAGGGAAAUCAAGGCUCUGCAGGAGAUCGAGGACAGUCAGUAUGUGGUUCAGCUAAAGGCUGUGUUCCCACAUGGUGCAGGGUUUGUGCUGGCCUUCGAGUUCAUGCUGUCAGACCUGGCAGAGGUGGUGCGCCAUGCCCAGAGGCCACUGGCCCCAGCACAGGUCAAGAGCUACUUGCAGAUGCUGCUCAAAGGUGUUGCGUUCUGCCACGCCAACAACAUUGUGCAUCGGGACCUGAAGCCUGCCAACCUGCUCAUCAGUGCCUCAGGCCAGCUCAAGAUAGCUGACUUUGGCCUGGCCCGGGUCUUCUCUCCAGAUGGUGGUCGCCUCUACACACAUCAGGUGGCCACCAGGUGGUACCGAGCUCCUGAGCUCCUGUAUGGUGCUCGGCAGUAUGACCAGGGCGUUGACCUAUGGGCUGUGGGCUGCAUUAUGGGAGAGCUGUUGAAUGGGUCCCCCCUGUUCCCUGGAGAAAAUGACAUCGAGCAACUCUGCUGUGUGCUUCGCAUCCUGGGCACCCCCAGUCCUCGAGUCUGGCCGGAGAUCACAGAGCUGCCUGACUACAACAAGAUCUCCUUCAAGGAGCAGGCACCAGUGCCCCUGGAGGAGGUCCUUCCUGAUGCCUCUCUCCAGGCCUUGGACCUGCUGGGUCAGUUCCUCCUCUACCCUCCACACCAGCGUAUUACAGCCUCCCAGGCCCUCCUGCAUCAAUACUUCUUCACAGCUCCUCUGCCUGCUCAUCCAUCUGAGCUGCCAAUUCCUCAGCGCCCAGGGGGACCUGCACCCAAGGCUCACCCAGGCCCUCCCCAUGUGCAUGACUUCCAUGUGGAUCGGCCUCUUGAGGAGUCACUGCUGAACCCAGAGCUGAUUCGGCCCUUCAUCCCAGAGGGCCUGCUUGAGGGCUGGGCUCCAGGAGGCAGAACCAUGAAGAUGUCCAGCCCAGCAGAGAACAAGACUCGCAGCCUCCAGAAACUACUAGCUGUGACCUUCCCCAGGGCUACCACUCAGUGGUGUCACCUACCUUGGAGAUGGUUCUCUAGGCUCUGUCUCCUGCUCAAGUACCUUGCACAGCUAGGAAGAAGCUUUUGAGCUCAUCGCAGGUCUCGCAGCAGAAGACUUCCCUGCGCAUGUACUGGCUGUUCAUCCCUGCAAUGUGAAAGACAAAGCAUAGCCCAGCACCGCAAGUCGUAGCACCCAACUUGGGAUGUGCUUGCAUCCAGGUGAGUGUGAAUUGAUACUUUUCUGUCAUCACACACUCAUGGAAUGACUCCAUUUUUUCCACUGCAGAUGAAGAUAAUCAUAAUGAUGUAAAAAGUAUUUUGGAAAACAGUUGAACAAGAAAAAUCUGUAACCCUUGAAGGUAAUCUGAUUCUGAAGCAGUUGACUUUUUUUGUUGUCUUUUAGCCAUUUUGCUAUACUGUAAAUUAUAUAAAAUUAUGGUAAUGUAAAUGAUUCUAAAAC